AUGUAUAGAAGUGGAGAAAUAAAAGAAAAAGACAUAAAUACCCUAUUGUCGGAGAGAAGGCAACGUGUAAUUUGGCAUCAUCACCCUCUUGGAAACCUAAUCUCUCCCUCUUCUGCCCCUUCUGUAAUUCCCAAUCCCACCCUUCCCUUAGUUUCCCUUCCUCUUCUCCCAUUUCUUCCCCGAUUUCUCCUUUUACCCGCCAAUUUCAACCUCCUUUCUCCAACGGCUCCUUUCCCACUUCGAUUCCCUCCUCCGAACCCUAGGUUCCUUCUUCCCGGAUCGGUGAUUGCUUCAGCAAUGGCGAAUCGCGAUUUAAUGCUUGGACAGAAUCGUAAUAUCGGUAUUGGUCAGGGUCAAUCGUUGGUGCUUGGUCAUAGCCACAGUCUAGGGCUUGGUCAAAACCAUGAUUUGGAGUUAGGGCAAGGCCACGAUAUGGAUUUAGGACAGUCUCAUCAUGAUCAUGAACUUGGUUUGGGACAUCAACAUGAUGACCACGAGCUAGGCUUAGGACACAGUGAGAACCAGGAUGAAGAGGAUCACCAUCAUCACGACUAUAUGAACGAGAACGAAAUCUCGGCGGAUGAAAAGCCUGGACACGACGACGUUGAUCCCGAUUUGGUUCUUUCCUCGCAGAACCACGAGUUUUCGUUGUCGGAUAACAACCAGCUGGUGGUUGGGGAAAACCAUGAGCUAGACGAGAAUCUUGAACUAGCCGUUGACUCGAGUCAUGAAAUUGGGAUUGAUCAUCACGGUGAAAUGGUUAUGGUUAGCACUCCGGUUCAAGCCCGAGCUCUCUCUGGUGAGCUGACAUACCAACUCACGGUUGGGCAAGAGUUUCCUGAUGUGAAGAGUUGCCGUAGAGCAUUGAGAGACAUGGCCAUUGCUCUUCACUUCGAGAUGCAGACAAUAAAAUCCGACAAAACACGCUUCACGGCUAAGUGUUCGAGCGAAGGAUGUCCAUGGAGAGUCCAUGCAGCAAAGCUCCCCGGUGUGCCAACUUUCACAAUCAGGACUAUCCAUGAAAGCCAUAGCUGUGGAGGAAUAAACCAUUUGGGUCACCAACAAGCUUCGGUUCAGUGGGUUGCUAGCUCGGUCGAGCAACGGCUCCGUGAGAAUCCAAACUGUAAACCGAAGGAGAUUCUUGAAGAGAUUCAUCGGGUUCACGGGAUCACCUUAUCGUACAAACAAGCGUGGCGUGGUAAAGAAAGAAUCAUGGCGACGAUGCGCGGAUCUUUUGAAGAAGGGUAUCGGCUUCUUCCUCAGUAUUGCGAGCAGGUUAAGAGGACGAAUCCGGGAAGCAUCGCUUCCGUUUAUGGAAGUCCAGCUGAUAAUUGCUUCCAGCGUCUCUUCAUAUCGUUUCAAGCUUCGAUCUACGGGUUUCUUAAUGCUUGUAGACCGCUUCUUGGAUUGGACAGGACGUACUUGAAGAGCAAGUAUUUGGGAACUCUGCUUCUCGCGACUGGAUUCGACGGUGACGGAGCUCUGUUUCCGCUGGCGUUUGGGAUCGUGGACGAAGAGAACGACGAGAACUGGAUGUGGUUUUUGUGUGAGCUUCACAACCUCCUCGAAACAAACACAGAGAACAUGCCGAGGCUCACGAUUUUGUCGGAUAGACAAAAGGGAAUAGUGGAAGGCGUGGAACAGAAUUUUCCGACUGCGUUUCACGGGUUCUGUAUGCGGCAUUUGAGCGAGAGCUUCCGCAAGGAGUUCAACAACACCAUGUUAGUUAACUAUCUCUGGGAAGCUGCUCAAGCUCUAACUGUAAUCGAGUUUGAAGCCAAGAUUCUUGAAAUCGAGGAGGUUUCUCAAGACGCAGCUUACUGGAUCCGGCGGAUCCCUCCUCGGCUAUGGGCUACGGCGUACUUCGAAGGACAACGGUUUGGACAUUUAACCGCGAAUAUAGUCGAAUCAUUAAACUCAUGGAUCGCUGAAGCAUCUGGACUUCCGAUUAUUCAGAUGAUGGAAUGCAUCAGGAGGCAGCUCAUGACUUGGUUCAACGAACGGCGAGAGACCAGCAUGCAAUGGACUUCGAUACUCGUCCCAACCGCAGAGCGGCGUGUGGCGGAGGCUCUCGAGCUUGCAAGAACCUAUCAGGUGCUUCGAGCCAAUGAAGCGGAGUUUGAAGUUAUCUCUCAUGAAGGAAACAACAUCGUGGAUAUUAGGAACCGGUGUUGUCUUUGUCGGGGAUGGCAGUUAUACGGGUUGCCUUGCGCACACGCUGUGGCGGCUCUUCUUUCUUGUAGACAGAACGUUCAUAGGUUCACUGAGAGCUGUUUCACUGUGGCUACGUAUAGGAAGACUUAUUCGCAGACGAUUCAUCCGAUUCCGGAUAAAAGCCUUUGGAGAGAGCUCUCUGAAGGUGAUCCAAACGUGAAUAAAGCCGCUCUUGACGUUAUUAUAAACCCGCCAAAGUCGCUGAGACCGCCUGGUAGGCCGAGGAAGAGACGGGUUCGAGCUGAGGAUAGAGGACGAGUGAAGCGGGUUGUGCAUUGUAGCCGGAACCAUACUGUGGACUCGAGUGAGUUACUUGGUAAAAAGGCGUAAAGUGUUACUAUAAACGAUCACCUCUCUUGAUCAAUUUCAAGAUUUCAAGCAAUAUAUAUGGAAACAAACACUUGAAGAACAAUACCUGUUUGUUGAAUCCUUUCUCCAUUUAUAUAUAUUUUUUCUUGUAUCAGCUCGGGCGAAAUUUUUUUACGCAUAAACUCUUACGUUUCUUCAUAUUUCCUGAGUUCAGAUUUUAUUUUUAUUUGGAAUGUAUUUUAUUUAGGUUUAAUCACAAGGUACCAAAUCUUAUGUAUCUUUUACCCUUUUAUUGCGAUUCAAAUAACAAUCUUCUUACACAAA
This is a messenger RNA of Thlaspi arvense, 2847 nucleotides long. The record is from the annotation of a GenBank genome assembly. Lineage: Eukaryota; Viridiplantae; Streptophyta; Magnoliopsida; Brassicales; Brassicaceae.